AUGUCCCUCAAAACCUAUUGCUUGUAUCAGCGACUGAUCUCUCUACAGACUACCGCGCACGAGCUAGCACGCGUCGUGCCGCCAACACACAGAGUUCUCCUCACCGAGCCUCACAGCCACUUUCACCACCUUUUCACAUUCCCACGAUUUGCAAUUGUCCCAGGACAGGAGCAUAAAGCAUUCAUUCCCUACAGCGGAAUUUUCAACUCUUCACCCAAUCCCACAGCCCAUGGCGUUGUUCAAGCUCGCGUGCUUUCCGUGAAACCAAACCACAUCGAGCUGGACCGCGAGUGGAAUGGCUCAAAGCAGAUCUCCUUCGACUAUGUCGUGCUUGCCACGGGCACGCGUCUCUCAAAGCCCGCAGCAAUGGUGAAUGACGACAAGCCAUCAUCGGUCGACUAUCUACAGGAGCAUCAAGCCGGCGUCAAGCGGUCCAACUCGAUUUUGAUUGUCGGCGGCGGUGCUGUCGGCGUCCAGAUGGCUGCCGAUCUCAAAGAAUUCUACCCGGAGAAGGAGGUGACGGUCGUGCAAUCUCGCGAUCGAGUGAUGCCUAAUUUCCACCCGGGCCUUAAUGAAUUAAUCAAGCGACGCUUCGAUGAGCUCGGUAUUCGCCUUGUCACUGGAUCGCGGGUGACGAUUCCAUCAGGUGGUUUCCCCAAUGAUGGAAGUACUUUCCAGGUGCAGCUCACCAACGGAACUACCGAGUCUACACAAUUUGUCAUUUUGGCGACGGGUCAGACCCCAAACAACCAGCCUGUCGCUGAUCUGAAGCCGUCUCAACCUGACGGAGAAUCAAUCAUCAACCCCGAUAAUGGCUUCAUUCGAAUUCGACCUACCAUGCAGUUCUUGGAUGAACAGUACUCGAACAUGUUUGCUGUGGGCGAUAUUGCAGACACUGGCGCACAGAAGGCCGCUAGACCCGGCUCAGCACAAGCUGCAGUCGUUGCAAAGAACAUUGCUUCUUUGAUUGAAGGGAAGAUCGCAGAUGAGACAUUUGUCAAGGGGCCUGGAGCUAUUCAUUUGACACUUGGCAUGAAGCAGAAUGUGAUUUUCCGCAAUCCCAACACAGCGGAGGGACAGACUGAGCCUUGGAUUAAUUUGAAGGAAGAUGGCCGGGAGGAUAUGAAUGUUGAAGCUAUGUGGGAAAGACUAGGCAUCUCGGUCGAGAACCCUCGCCAAUAUCACCUGUGA
This is a messenger RNA of Penicillium olsonii, 1191 nucleotides long. The record is from the annotation of a GenBank genome assembly. NCBI's taxonomy places the organism in Eukaryota, Fungi, Ascomycota, Eurotiomycetes, Eurotiales, Aspergillaceae.